Messenger RNA from Magallana angulata, 2427 nucleotides. RefSeq lists its product as uncharacterized. The record is from RefSeq and is a predicted model, not a curated record. Bases 100 to 2316 code for a protein of 738 amino acids. The transcript is spliced from 2 exons. NCBI's taxonomy places the organism in Eukaryota, Metazoa, Mollusca, Bivalvia, Ostreida, Ostreidae.
GACACAGAUAAUUGGAGAGAGAUAGUAUUUUGGUUUGUCAGCUCGUUGGUAAAUCAUACAUCAGACAUUGUUUCCUGUCUCUUUCUGAGGUUUAUAAAAAUGGCCCGAGAAACAAAUGCAAAUGGGGACAAUUUUCCGGGAUCUUUUCUGUCCGAUCUCGCCGAAAUUUUAUCUAUAGUUCACCAGGACGGGAACAAAAUGAUUACGGAUGCGCUAUUUUUAGGGGAAAUAACUAUCUUAAAACAAGUUAACAAUCGCCUACCCGAAGGACCGUUCUCAGAGAGUCACAUUGUCGGAUCAGCGGGCGAAGGUGUGCCGAGUUUGGACAUUUUUUCCAACGAGUCUGACGUGGAUAUCAUGGCGGUAGCGAGGUCAUGGUUUGUAUUUGAAAGACAUGCACCAGAGAAAGCACGAGAAAAUAUUCAGUGCCUGCAAUUCGACGAUUCGGACACGCUACCAGGGUACGUGAAGCUGAAACUGAUUCAGGAAGAUAGCAACCGUUCAACUGAAGAAGUUCCACUAUUUCUAUCAAGCUCUGAAGUACGGAACAAUGUGUUUGAUAUAAACAGAGACCUUUCUUCUGAUCACAUGUACAGUCAAAUGUCUCGACUGCUGGGACACAAAUUGUCCAUCAGCUGGUUUUCCAAUGGCCCGUCGUUUUCAGCAAGUAUUGAAACAGACGACCAAAACGUGCUCACUCGUGGGCUGGCACAUGUCAAGUCGGUUGACUCGGUGGUUGCAUUAAAGUGUAGAGAGUGGCCAAAAAUCGCGGAGGAGUGGAUUGAAAGAAGAAGAGAGUUUGACUGGCCAGGUGGUGCGCUCAUAGAGGAAGCAGUCGAGAAGGGCUGUUACUUGGUACCGAUCGGCGGCCAUCAAAGUCAGUGCGAGGAAUUGGAAUGGCGAAUCUCUUUUGUUCUUGCUGAACGAUUGCUUAUCAGAAAUAUGAAUUUUAUACAACGUUUUGUGUAUGCGAUAUUAAAAACAAUUCGAAAGGAGAUAUUUGGGCAUUUUUCUGCUAUCAUUUCUUCAUAUAUUAUUAAAACAGCGGUUCUUUGGGUGUCAGAAGAAAACGAUGUUUCAAAUUGGGAACCUGGAUUUGUGCUUAGAUAUGUGAGGUUGUGUUUUUUGAAGAUUUUGAACUUUCUUCAGGUCGGCUUUUGUCCAAACUACUUCAUGAGGAAAUGCAAUUUACUUCAAGCUAAAUACUCUGAAAAUGAAAGGUUGGGGCUGAUAUAUGUUAUUACAGAUUUUGUUAACCCUUCGAGAUUUCUUAUUACAAUUAACAUUUUAAAAUCAAUCGACAAUAUUCGACGAUAUAUGUACAAUUAUUUAAAAAUGGCUCGUUCACAUCUAAGUUUGAUCAGGAAUAUUCGGAAUGAGGCAGCCUUCAGAUUUAGUUCAGAAGAUACAAUAAACCAGUUUAUGGACAACGUUUUCAACGGCCAGGAGGAAGCCUUCCCCGAGGUCGCCAUUCAAACCCUGUCUCUAUUGCUCACUCUGGUGAAAAAGAACUCGGACAACUUGUCUUUGACACUGAAAGAAACGAUGAUAGAAAUUUUAUCAUGUUUGCAAAUUCGGACUGCGAGUUCAGUCACCUUUAGAAAUUCUGGCCCGUUAACGUUGCAACAACGGCUUGAAAUACUCAAACGUUUAUUGAACGACUCCAAAUUGCAGGUGCCGAAUCUCUCCGUUGGAGGAAUAACACAAGUAGCGCAUGCGUUCUUUUCGUUUGGGUGCAUCGAACACUGUUUGGAAUUGCUGUUACCAAUGUUAGAGACGAGUCGUUCAAAGCCACAAGUUAGAAUGAACAGCUAUAUAUCACUUUUUUACCUGAUACUAGCGAAUGUGUGUAAUGGAGACAUGGCUGAUUCUCGCCCGGCUAUCAACAUUCAAUUCUACCCCUUUGAGUUACCAUUGCUUACUAAUGAUAUCCGUUUUGAGGCCCUGGUGUUGAAAUUUCAACAGGAGCUUUAUUCGAGAAGGGCUGUAGGAAUGCAACAAUUUCAUUUCAACUUAACGCUCGACCCAUUGGUGUAUGCUUGCUACAUGAAAUUUAAAUGCAAGCGUCUUGUUGGAGACAACAUUGGAUCGUGUCUGGCACUCAAGGAGUUUGAAGAAAUGGUUUUCAGUGGAGUUUCUCAUAGAUAUGUAGCACUUAGUCUACUUGGAUGCUGCCUCUAUGAAAAUGGACACAAAGAGAAGGCGGUAUCAAUGUUUGGAAUGUCAAUCCGGGAGAAUAAGGAGAGAAUGGCAACGUACUAUCAUAUCGCCAUAUUGCUUAAUCGUGAAAUAAGCUCAAAUACUUUGAUAGCCUGAAAAAUUAAAUUAAUACUUCCAUGUCUUGAAAAAGUACCAUUUCAAAAUGCAGGAUAUUGCGAAAAGGGAUGACGGAUCUAGUUUUAAUUAAAGUGUCAACUGAAUAGCACA